AUGGGUAAAGAGGAUAAGAAAAGAAAGCUCGAGGAGGCUGCUGAGCCUGACCGGAAGCUGAAGAAGGAGAGAAAGGAGAAGAAGGAGAAGAGUGAAAAGAAGGAGAAGAAGGACAAGAAGGACAAGAAGGAGAAGAAGGACAAGAGCGAGAAGAAGGACAAGAAGGAAAAGAAGGAGAAGAAGGAGAAGAAAGAGAAGAAAGACAAAAAAGAGAAGAAGGACAAGGAGGAAAAGAAGGAAAAGUCCCCUGAAGUGAUGUCAUCCGCUCCUGCUCCAUCCAAUGACUCCUCAGCUUACUCCCAGAAGAAGGCUCUUAGCGAUGUUCUGGAAAGCGAGGUCAAGGAGUUCUUGGACACCAAUGAAGUGGCCAUCGAGGACCCCCACAGCUUGAACUUGCGUCCACUUUUGCUGUUUGACCAUGUGGACUUCAUCAGCGAGGUCCAGAAAGUCAUUACCAAGUUCCCCAAACCCACACCUAUCCAGGCUGCCUCGUGGCCGUUUUUGCUUAGUGGAAAAGACGUCAUUGGUGUUGCCGAAACGGGUUCCGGUAAAACCUUUGCUUUCGGUGUCCCUGCUGUGAACAGUAUCUUGAAGGAGAAGAAGAAGGGUCUCAAGGUGCUCUGUCUCUCUCCAACUAGAGAAUUGGCGCUCCAGAUCCACGACAGUUUGGUGGACUUGACGAAAAACGCCGGCAUCUCUUGUGUGGCCAUCUACGGUGGUGUCAGCAAACAGGACCAGAUCGACAAGUUGCAGAAUGCCAGUAUAGCUGUGGCUACACCAGGUAGAUUGGUGGAUCUUUUAGAGGACGGUCUGGUGGACCUUUCGAGCAUCGAUUACUUGGUUCUUGACGAGGCCGACAGAAUGCUUGACAAGGGAUUCGAGCAGCACAUCAAGCAGAUCAUUGGCCAGUGUCCUGCUAAGCAGAAUCGUCAGACCUUGAUGUUUACAGCCACAUGGCCCAAGGAGGUCAGAGAGUUGGCUUCUGUUUUCAUGACGCUGCCUGUGAAGGUGACUAUUGGUGAGAGAGACGAGCUUUCUGCCAACAAGAGAAUCACACAGAUAGUGGAGGUGAUGGAGCCCAGAGACAAGGAGAGGAGGCUCGUGCAGUUGAUCAGAAAGUACCAGCUGGGUCCCAGCAAGAACGACAAAAUUCUCAUUUUCGCCUUGUACAAGAAGGAGGCUCUGAGAGUGGAAUACUCGUUGCAGAGAGCCGGCUUCAACGUUGCAGCCAUUCACGGUGAUCUUUCUCAACAGCAGAGAACCCAGGCGCUCAAUGCCUUCAAAAACGGCGAGUCCAACCUUCUUUUGGCCACCGAUGUCGCCGCCAGAGGUCUCGAUAUCCCCAACGUGAAGGUCGUGAUCAACUUGACUUUCCCACUUACUGCUGAGGACUACGUCCACAGAAUCGGCAGAACAGGCAGAGCUGGCCAGACCGGUACCGCCCACACGCUCUUCACCGAGCACGAAAAACACUUGAGUGGAGCCUUGAUCAAUAUCUUGAGAGGAGCCAACCAGCCGGUUCCAGAAGAGUUGCUUAAGUUUGGAGGCCACACCAAGAAGAAGGCCCACUCUGUGUACGGAGCUUUCUUUAAGGACGUGGACAUGACCAAGACGGCCAAGAAGAUCAAGUUUGACGAUUAG
Molecule: messenger RNA, 1641 nt
Organism: Candidozyma duobushaemuli
Lineage: Eukaryota; Fungi; Ascomycota; Pichiomycetes; Serinales; Metschnikowiaceae
Gene: DBP3
Product: RNA-dependent ATPase
Exons: 1
Coding region: 1-1641 (546 amino acids)
Biological process (GO): rRNA processing
Cellular component (GO): nucleolus
Molecular function (GO): RNA helicase activity; RNA binding; ATP binding
Source: RefSeq, a predicted model, not a curated record